AUGGCUGUCGUUGGGAACGCCUUCACGGUGCUCAGCCCUUCAGCGCUGGCACCGGCGCACAUGGAGGUACCAAAGGGCAAGGAGCAGAUGGGCAGCCACUUCUCUUCAGGCGCAGGCGCAGCCUUGACCGCGGCGGGUCUCGUGGCCGCCGCGGGCGCGCGGCGGCAGACCCGCCGGCAGACGCGCCGCCCGGGUGCGAUGGUGGGCAUGGCCAUGGAGCCAGAGUCCUACUACCGUGACCACCUGGUGGCCUGCCGCGCACAGCUGAACGGCGUGGAUGCGCCUACUCCUGAGGAGACUGACAAGCACAUGGAAGGCAUUCAAGCCUUUGCCAAGCAGGCCCUUGCUGGCGCCUCGGCCGCCAUGCUUUUCACCAGCUCAAUGGAGGCAGCCGUUGCGUACCCGAUCUUUGCGCAGCAGAACUACGCAAACCCUCGUGAGUACACUGGAAAGAUCGUGUGCGCCAACUGCCAUCUGGCCAGCAAGACGAUCGAUGUGAAGCUUCCCCAGGCAGUACUCCCAGACACCAUCUUCAAGAUGGAGAUCGAAGUGCCUGCCAAGUAUGCCAAGCGCCGCCAGCCUUUGGCUGAUGGCUCCAAGGGCCCCAUGAACAUUGGUGCCAUUGCGGUGAUGCCUGAGGGCUGGAAGUUGGCUCCCAAGGAUCGCCUUCCCAAGCCUUUGAAGAAGGAGAUGAAGGGCCUGGCCUGGGCACCUUACAGCAAGGAGUAUCCCAACAUCGUUGUGGCGGGGCCAGUUCCAGGUGAGACCUACGAGAAGAUGGUCUUGCCGGACAAGAUCCUCUUUGGCAAGGGCAUUUUCUACUUCGGUGGCAAUCGCGGCCGUGGCCAGGUCUAUCCUGAGGGAAACCAGAGCAACAACAACCAGUUCAUGGCCGCUGCCACGGGAACGAUCUCAGCCAUUGAUGGUCUCAAGGCCCUUUCGAUCCGCGUGAUGACUCUCCCAUGGUGGAUGGAGGAGUUCCAAGCUCCAUGCUUGGCUUGCCUCCGGGUUCGGGUGACCUCCGAAUCGAUGGUGGUCACCAAAACUCGUGGGAUCCCGAUCGUUUGGGCAUCGCAUGGCCAUGAGAUUGGAGCUGAUCUCACCGUUUUCAACGGUUGGUUGACUGAGGAUUCCAGUGCUGGCUCAGGUCUCAAGCUGGAGUCCAUUUCGGCCACCUGCACCGUGCGCUUAGGUGGUUUCCAGAAAGAUGAGGUCAUUGAGCUGUGCUCGGGCCUUGGUGGCAUGACUUCGGCAGCACGUGCCUUGGGACUGAAGUCAGUUGCCUGCAUGGACCAUGCUCCGCUUGCAGUGGAAGCCUGCCGUAGGAAUCAUGAGGGCUUUUGCCUCAAUGGUGACAUUUGCAAUCCUGAUGAUUUGGCAAAGCUUUUCGUUUUGAUGAAGGGAAACAGCAUGGGGUUGAUGUGUGGGUUUCCUUGUCCCCCCUUUAGUGUCAUGGGGGAUCAAAAAGCGUUUAGUGAUAGCCGUUCGGAAGUAUUCGUAGCUGCACUCAAUGCUGCCUACCUCUUUGGCUCGGCCUACGUGGUGCUGGAAUGCACGCCUACCACUGGCCAAUAUCGUGAAGUUCAAGAGCUCUUGUUUUCUUUCGCCAAUGCCAUGAAUUUUGACAACAGGCAGCAGGUUCUUCGUUUGUCAAGUGUAUGGCCCUGUCAGAGAACAAGAUGGUGGUGCUUUUUACUUGCAAUUGAUGUCAUGUCAAGUGACAGCAUUUUGCCAUCAUUGCCGAAGUUUCCACACCUCCUCACUGUGGGUGACAUCAUGCCCUCCUGGCCUAUCUGGUCGAAAGCAGAGGAAGAGGCUUUAUCUUGGUCGCCUGAGGAGCACGACUUCUAUGCCUCUACUUUGGUCCUGGAAAACCAUGAAUUGCGGCAAUCAGGUGUCUGUCCUACCCUGUUACACAGCCUUGGACAUCACUUGCUUGCUUGUCCUUGCGGUUGUCGCCACCAGGGCCUCAGUCAUGAGCGUUUACUUCGGGAUGGCAUCGCUCUCACCAUGCUUCCAUCCACGUUUGCAGCCUUCCACUAUCGGCACUUGCAUCCAUGCGAGGCAGGAUAUCUAUGCAGUCUUCCGGCUGAUUUCAUCUACAAUCUGGCCCAGGUGAGGUCCGAUCUCCCCCUGAUUGGACAAACUGCAGCUCCGCUUCAAACCAUGUGGGUUUUGCUCCAUGCACUACGCUUGUUGCAAGAUCAUGGACUUGGCAGCUGGCAGUUGGACUUUGCCAACCCUAAAGAGGUGCUUCUGUCCUAUAUCAAUUCCAACAUCGAGAUUUGCAAGCAACUCUGGCCUACUUGCGAGCAUCGACAUCCACAAGCGAUCCACAUUGAGGACGAAUCUUCUUCGUUCUCGUGCCUGAUUGAACCGAUGACCACAGUUCAGCAUCUUCUUCAUGCACAUCAGCAGUUGCUUGGAUGGGCUCAUCGCAUCACUCUCUACAGGGAUGGAAUUCCGCAGCUUCCUAAUGCACUGCUGCGAGGUGGCUCCUAUCAGCUCCGGGUCACACAGCCCAAGCAGGCUCGACCGGCCCCAACCGAUCAAAUCACUGUCAAGGUUCAUGACGGGAUCACCCAGCAUGAAUUUCGUGGUCCAGCUGGAACUCGGCUAUCUUCCAUCCUUGAGGCGCUUGGCUUUCAAUACAAGAGUGGCAUUGAGUUCUUCAACUCCUUUCGCAGCUUUCGAUGGGGUGAUGCUCUAUGGCAAAGCGAACAAGGUGAAGUUCGGGGACUUGGACCAGUUCCUCUUUCUGCCACUGGUGUUCAUCACUUUGAAGUCUAUGACGAACUUCAGCACAUCCUCUUGCUUUUACCGGAUCAUGUUCGUGCAGCAGUGCAAGUUGUUCCUCAUCACAUUGUCCAGCUACUCCUCACUCGGCCUGCCAGCUUCGCAUCCAAGCUGCUUCUCAACGAGCACAAGAAGGCCUUUACAUGGCUUCUCUUUCCCCUGCUAGCCCAGUCGCACUGGAGUUUGCUGAUCUUGGACUUUCCGAACAUGGACUUUUUCUACUUCGAUGGACUUCGUGACUUUCACUUGGACUUGGUGGAGCAGGCUGUCGCUGUCAUUGUCAAUGCCUUUGGCUUGGCUUCUUCUCGCAUCCAGCAGCUGAAUCCUGUCCAACAGCAAGGAGGGGACUAUUGUGCAGCAGUGCUUCUUCACAAUGUUGGCAUCCACUUUGGCUUGUGGCAGCCUAUGUCUUCGGCAUCUCUUCAGCAGUGGGCAGCUUCGCUUCAGCAUCAAGAGGAAUUGAGGGGCAAUGGACUGGCAGAUUUCUCGCAAACACAUGCCUGGCUUUGCAAGUUUUUGAUCACCAAGGGUGUCCCCGAGGAAGACUCAGCAGCUCGUGCCACCCUGGCCUUGAACAAGCUUGGUCAAGGCCCCAUCGCCAAGGCCAUCUCUCAGGCCAACCCAUGGGCAUCGCUGAAGCAGUUAGCGAACUCUCAGCAGCGUCCCUUUCAGUGGAUCCAGCACAAUGAGUUGAUGAACCAUAUACAGAAACGGGCCAAGGAGCAACACGGUGCCGCUCCUAGACAAUCCAAAAAGCCCUCCAAGAAGCGUGCUGACCCGGCGCCUCCUGUUUCUCCAAAUGCCCUGGUGCUGGCCCCGAAGGCUUUUGUCGACGACAAAGACCAGGAGCUCUUUCAGCUUCCGAUUGACAAGGUCAAUCCGGAAUCCCAAGGCAUUAUCUUGGGCACGGUUGAACAAGCUGCCAACUUCUUGAAGGGGCAAAAACCCAUUUCGAUCAAUGCGCUAGCUCUUCUCACCACAACAGAAAUUCCGGAUGCCUUGCAUGGUAAGAUGACCGUGCAGCAUAUGGUAUGGCCUGCUCUUCUGGUGGACAACUCAGAUCCGAUUUUGGUGCGUGGCUCCUGUCUUCAGCUUGGAGAUCAUGAUGUGAAGAAGGUGCUUGGCCCUGCUCCUAGCCCGGCAUCCUUCGUUCCUGAGCUCUUCAAGCUUCAAGUGUACCAGGAUCAGUGGCCUGAUUCCUGGUCGGAUUUUGUGGGACGUCCUCUCAAGGCUCUUGUCCAGCACUAUGAAUGUCUCCAGUAUUGUGAUGGAGCAGGGUGCAACAACGCCCCAUCCUGCAAGCGUUUCCAUCCGGCUGUGGAAGAGGAGGUGGACAUGGUUGUGCUAGACGCUUUUGGAUGGAAAUGGUGUGAGGCUACUGGGUCUACAGCUACCCCCAAGAAGGCCGCUUCCUUCGGCAUCAUGGUGCGAGUUCCUCCUUCGGCUGCUCCUGCUCUCUUGGCAAUCUCUGCCACUGAUGGUCUCUAUACAGAGUUGCGGGAACCAGUCACGAAAGGACCCAGUUCCAAGUAUGCUGUGGUAUGGAUCAAGGGUGAUCUGCAGCAAGCGAUCCACUUCAAGUGCCAUACAACCAAGGCUUUGCAUGUCGUCCGUUCACAUCAGCGAUAUGGACUUCGUUGCCUCACUGCUGAUCAGGAGACCUUACACAAGGCAGCCUUCCCUAAGUUGCCCUUCGUUGCUGGCUCUAAUGCCCUGCAAUUCGAAGUUGGUCCUUGGCCCUAUGGUUCAACCAAGCAGUCCAUUGCUCAGUCCCUGCACGCUGCUGGCUGGGCAGCCAGACCGCUUCGUCCUACGCAUGGUACUCCUGAAGGCCGAUACUGGUUGAUUGGUGCUGAGGCUCCUCAUGCCUCUCCCAUUCUGCAACUUGGAGAUGCAUCUCUCAUCAUUACGCCCAUUGCUGCACUCAAAGGACGAGCGCCACCAACAGUCAUGGGCUCAUUGCAGACCUUGCAACGGCUUCAAGCUCCUUUGGGAGAAGAUCCUCUUCAAGUUCGUGAUCCCUGGGCAUCAGCACUACCAUCACCGCCUGUGUCAGCCUCUUUGCCGGCUUCCUCAAAGCUUGAUGAAAUCUCCCAGCAGCUUCACACUUCGGUUGCUGAGCAGGUACGUGAGCAGUUACGCACCUUUUCGGAUUCCUGCAUGGAUUCAGAUGACUCUCGCAUGGCACAGAUGGAAGCCAGCAUUUCAGAGUUACAGGCUCAAUCUUCUCAGUUUGCUGGCUGGUUCUCAGAAGCCGGGGAGCGCAUGCAGUCUCUGUCACACCAGGUCAGCUCACAGGAAAGCCAGCUGGUUGAGCUCACCAACAAGGUCACACGCACAGAUCAGCGUACAGAGCAAUUGCAUCAAACGGUCGGCAAGCUGCGUCAGGACUUUCAACAUGACCUUGAAGCUUCUAUGGCACGGCAACUGGAAAGCAUGGAGCUGACCCGCUCUUGGUGGCGCUCCUGUCGCGCCUUCCUUUGGCUCUUCCUUCUAUGGGGUGGCUUCCGUUUGGGUGAAGCCAGCAAUCCUGGCCCGAUGGCCUCUUUCAGUUCCUCGUCUUCUUCAGGAUCGCAGAUUGAGGAUGUGGGUUUUCCUCUUCUUGGGCGUCGCCCCUUCCAUGAUGCUGAAGUACGCACAGUUGACUCUCACUCCGAAGCCACCUCCUCUUUGGUGGUGGGCACGGCUAAUCCCAGUGGCAUCAAUAGCAAAGCUCUUGCUUUCGCCUCUCUUCCUUGGGGCAUUUGGAAUGUGGCAGAAACGCAAGCAAGUCAGCCAGUUUUUGCUCGCUUUCAGCGUGAACUUCAUUGGAUGACUCAGAAUCGCCUGCAUUGCAAGCAUGGUCACUAUGCUCCGUUGCGGCCUCGCUCUGACUUUGCUGGUGCUUGGACUGGCGUUGCACAGAUCUCGCCUGGACCUAUCCAUCCAGUUCCUCUUCAAUGGUCAGGUGCCUCGUAUCAAUCUGGGCGGAUCAUGCUCUCCAGCUUUUCUCUUCAAGAGCACUCUGUCUUGGGAGCUUGUAUCUACGCUCCUCCAUCGGGUCCCACGUACAAGCAAGCCCGCAGACUUUCUAUGGAGCUCCUUGAGCAAAUCACCUCGGAACUUGUGCUAGCGUCCUCGGGACCUCGCUUCAUCGCAGGGGACUUCAAUUGUGACACCCACGAUCUGCAAACCUUUGCCACCUGGAGACUUGCUGGAUGGGAAGAAAUUCAGCAUCUCGCUGAGCAGAGAUUUGACAUGCCUCGAUCUCCUACGUCAAAGGGCGCGGCCAUUAGUGAUCACUUGUGGAUCUCGCCAGAGCUUCAGCAAUGGCUAUGUGAAGUGCAUGUAGAACCAGAUCACUUUGCAGAUCAUGCCAUUCUCUAUGGCCGAUUUUGUCUCCCUUCCUCACGAUGGUGGCAGCACUUUUGGUCUAUGCCUUCUCUCUUGCCCUGGCAGCACCUUCGCCCGGAUCAGCUACAGCCCUCGGCACCACACAGUUGGGAUAAGGACAACAUGACCGCUUCAUUUGUUCAAUGGUCCAAGUCCACUGAGCGGGACUUGAAAACGACAGCUGCCCACCCGCUCCCUGUUGGCUGUUGGGGGAGGGGACAAACCUUGCGUACUCGGGCACGACCUGUUCAGCUCGUUCCAGUUCGGCAAGGCAGGAAUGGAGAACUUCAACCAAAGAGUGGAUUCCUUUGUCGUGCGGUUCAUCACUGGUGUCGCCAGCUUCGCAGACUGCAAGCCUACUGUCAACGGGCCAAAUCUGUUACUCAUUGGAGGAUCCAACUUGACCAGAUGGCCACCUGGCGGGCUAUUCUGCAUGCUCAUGGAUUUCAUGAUGGAUUUCGGCAAUGGUGGCUCAGACGUCCUUUGCAGCACGCAGGCGCCCCCAGCGUCUUUCCUGAUUGGCCUCCUUCAUUGUCAAUGGCUCGCAUCCUGCUUCAUGACUUUGAGGCCAACUUUCGACGCUUCGAAUCUUGGCACUUUAGACGCCGUGAAGAGCUUGUUCAAGCUCGCCAUCUCCAGCACAAUCAGAUUCUUACUAAACAGCUCAAGCAGGAUGACUACAUGCCCAUGACCCACCUGGUUAAGGAGCAAGAAGCUAGCAUCAUCCAUAUCAAUUUGGAUCAUUCGGUCAAGCUUUCUCAGCAGCUUACUCUCCAUGACCACCAGGUCUUUGCUCUGAAUCAGGAACCGGCUCUUGUUCAAAGGAAGGACAGUGGAGACUACAAGAUUGAGAGUGAUCUACUCCUGGCUGAAGGGCAAACUGUCACGGCUCGUACUCAGUGCAGAUCCUUUCAGGCGAUGGAAGCUGAACUGGCGAGCCUAUGGACACCCAUCUGGCAGAAGCAUUCUGGAUUGGCUUUGUCCCAUUGGAAUCGCAUUCUGGCCUUUGGACUUCGCUACAUGCCUCGGCUUCCACCUUUGCCCAUUCAUUGGACUUCUCAUCAGUUGGCCUACCUGUCUGAGCACUACCGCAAGCGGGAUGACUUGGUCCGGAUGUUUGAAAUCAUUCAGCAAGGAGCUUCCUGGCCGCAGCAGUUGGUUACUGGCUUUGUCAUUCCCAUCAGGAAGGUGCCGGAGGCAGAACAGGCCAAGCACUAUCGGCCUAUAGUACUCAUUUCCUUCCUGUAUCGUGUUUGGGCAACUGGCAUUUGCCGGGCUUAUCUUCCCUACCUGGCCAAAGUCAUUCCUUCUUUGGUCUUUGGCUACGUUCCUGGCAGAAGGGCUGAAGACAUUUGGUACAUCCUGCAGGCGCUCAUCCAGUCCUCUUACUCCACGCACACGGAGCUUCUGGGCUACAAUGCUGACUUAGUUAAGUGCUUCAACACACUACCACGGAUGCCCAUCCUGCUGCUCCUUCAACUCAUGGGCUUUCCUAGAGAUUGCGCCCUUGCGUGGCAUCAAGCUCUCUCUCAGCUUGAGCGUCGUUUUCGCAUUGCCAACCACACUGGCGAUGCCAUACUCUCCAGCACUGGUUUUCCAGAAGGUGAUCCUCUCAGUUGCAUUGCCAUGCUGGCUUUCAAUACAGCUCUCGAUACCUAUCUCAAGGUCUGCAGCUCCAAUGUGGCCUGUCCGGUUUUUGUGGACAACAUUCAACUGGUUGCUGAUUGUCUUGGUCACCUGUGCCAUGGCAUCAAUGUCCUCCAGGUCUUCAUGAACUCCUGGGACAUACAUCUUGAUCCUGGCAAGUGUUAUGCUUGGGCCACUUCGGCUGAUGCACGACACGCUCUGAGGCAAUUUGGAUACACCACCAAACUGGCAGCCAAAGAUUUGGGAGCUCAGAUGACCUAUUCACGAGUCUCCAGAACACAAGUGGCACAAGGUCGCAUUGAUUCAGUUGCUCAUCACUGGCGCAUUCUGCGGUUCUCUUCCGCUCCGCGAUGGGCCAAGAUGCUUGCUAUUCGAUCCAUCACAUGGCCCAAGGUCUUGCAUGGGGUCGCCAAUCGACUCCUUCCGGUUGUGGCCACGGACAGGCUUCGCUCCGCUGCCAUGAGAGCUCUUCACUGGGAUCGUGCAGGGGCCUCGCCGCAUGUUCGUUGGUCGCUCAUGCAGAUGCCUCAGUUGGACCCUGAAUACUACCAGCUAUGGCAAGUGCUGUCAACUUUUUGGCGCAUGGUGCAUCAGUUUCCUUUGAUUCUGGAACUUUGGGUACAGUCCAUGGACAAUCCGGGGUUUACUGGUCAAGGCCCCUUGCAUGCGGUGGUGCAAUGCCUUGGCUUCCUAGACUGGUACCUAGACGCGCAGCUUCAUUUGUGGAUUCAGCAUCUACGUAUCGAUUUUUGGCAGCUCUCGCUUGAGAGUCUUCAACUGCUCUUGCAAUAUUGUUGGCGGCAAAAAGUCUGUUUGAAGAUUCGUCAUCGAAAGGAUUUCACAGGGCUUCACUCCAUCAACUGGUUGGCUUCAUUUCGGUCUUUGACCUUCCCUCAGAUGGAUGUCACAGAGCUUUUGGCCACUAUACAGGAUGGCACGUUGUGGCCGCAGCGCUCUGCGGCAUUUACUCAUCACGGACUUCAUCCGGCCAAUCCUCAUCAAUGGGCGUACUGGAAGGCACUUCUCGCCCUUCCUGAUCGUCGGGAAGAAUUUUUGGACCUUCAAGUUUUGGCUGAGCACACUUUUAUCUUUACGGAUGGAAGCUGUAGCAUGCCUCGGAAGCCGACUUGCGCUCUGGCAGCCUGGGCGGUCACUACCAUGGAACCGAAACGCACACUGGCUCAAGGGCCUGUUCCUGGGUUGGUGCAGUCCAUUGAUGUUGCGGAGGCCAUGGCAGUUCACUCGGCCUUCUUGUGGGUUUUGAGAACUGGAGCCAAGGCGACCAUUUUUUCCGACAGUCAGUAUGCAGUGGAUAACUUCAAGUACCUGCAAAAGCAUCGGGAGGUACCGCCACGAUGGAAGCAUCAAUCUCUAUGGUUCCAGGCUCUGCACACUGUUGAACAGAUUGACAUGAACCAGGUCAUAGUGCAGAAGAUUUCUUCCCAUGUUGCGGACGAGGAGUGCUUUUCACCUCGUGCUGACUGGUGUAAGAGAGGCAAUGACUUUGCUGACACUUUGGCUCGCUGGCAGAACAGCCUUCGCUCUCCUGCUUUUUCACAAGUGCAUGCGUUGUUUUGUGAUGAAGAAGAGCGGGCUACAGCGGCGACUCGUGGACAGCUGAACUUCCUCCUGCACUUAGCGCGUGUGAGUCUUUCUACCACUCCUGAGUGCGCUGAAGCUGAGGAUGCCCCGGUCGGUUCCCUAGGUAGCGGCCUCGAGAUGAACGACGUGAGCAUCACCACACCCAGUGGAGAGGUGAAGACCCAGGAGUGCUUGGUGGGUGCCGACAUUGUGGUCCAGGUGGGUGAUGAGGUGACCAAGGAUGAGCCCCUCACCACCAAUCCCAACGAGGAGAAGGAAUGCGUCCUGCAGGACAUGAAUCGCGUGUAUGCUUACUGUGCCUUUGCUUUCUCUUGCUUCAUUGCUCAGCUCAGCUUCGUUCUGAAGAAGAUCCUUUGA
Durusdinium trenchii is the source of this 9774-nucleotide messenger RNA. The record is from the annotation of a GenBank genome assembly. Lineage: Eukaryota; Dinophyceae; Suessiales; Symbiodiniaceae.